AUCAUCAGGGAGGAUGGAGGAAGCAUGGACAUCUGAAACGUCGGUAAACUUCUACCAGACUACACGGCGCAACAACGCAGAAGCCAGCCAUCUUUACUUCUAAUACUGUGUCAGUAUGUUACUUGUUUUAUUACAAUCUUGAGUUGUGUCAUGUAAUUUUCUGUCAUAUAAUCGUACAGAAAUAACUAUUUAUAAAAUCUUUGGUCGUGGCAGGUGACAGCGGGUGAAAAUUAAAAUAAAACUGAAAAUGUCUGGCCUGAUAAAUAUAAUAUAGACUUUCUGUAGUGUGGUUAGAGACAGGAAAUUCAACUAAGUUCUCCACUAAAAAUAUCUUUAUCACUUUAUUUUUAUAUGCCACAUUUCCUCAAUUUUAAGACAGUAUUUUCAAUUUUUAAUUUGACCGAAAUUAGGGUGCAUUUUACUUUUAUUGGCAUCAAAGAAUCAAUACAGUAUCUUUUUUUCAGAAAACCCAUUACUAAAUUUAGGGAGUCAUAAAUUUGAGGAAAUGCAGUAUCUUUUCUUUUAUUAGCCAUAUUUGUGGUAUUCUUUGAAUUAACCAGUCUGUUUCUAAAUGCAUUAUUUGUAACAGCUGUUUGUAUGCAGAUUAUUAUGUAAUUAAUUUUCGAAGUUUUACCAGGAAGUGCAUCUGAAAAUAUUUCAGAAUUGUAUAUGAAUAUUACGUACUUCGGCUCAUCGGUAACUGGUUGUUUAAUUUUGCUGCACCGGUUAUAAAGAUGUCGAUAUUUCUAUUCAGCCUAUUUCGUGAUAUCCAAUAAUCGCUGUUAGCUUGAAAUAAUCUAAAUUACCAAAAUAAAAACUAAAAUAAUGCAGCCUUGAAAUGUAUAUUGAACAUUCUGUUAAUCAGUAGCAAAGAGUGAAGAACAGUUUUCAUGUAUGAGAAUUGUAUGUUUUUUUUUGUUUUUUGUUUUUGUUUUUACGAGACUUAGUGAAGUGAUGUGGAUUGGUUAGUAAGCUUUUGUUGUAAGUAUUGAGGUUAUGUUCCAGAAUUCUUUUGGUGUGGUGGUGGCUAGCAUGGAAAAAUGAAAGAAGAAUUCUCGGCAUUGGACGUCUGUUAACAUUUACACUUUAUAAGCUGAGUUUAUUUUGUUUUGUGAUGUUAAUUUUUCCGCAGCUGUCUGUAGAGUGUGUGUCGUCUUCUGGGUUGUAAUUUAAUGUAUAAUUGGAAUAAAAUGGGCAAAGUAAGUUUUUUCAUGGGGAGGUAAUGGCCCCGAAAACGGGCUGAAGUGACACAAUUCUGAUGUUUCUUCCUAUUGUAGGUGGCAUUAUUACCCAGAAUACUACAUAUCAAAAGUUUUAUUUGCAUUGUUGACAUUAUUUAAAGAAUAUUAAAUUCUAUUUCCAGAUUUUAUAAUUCUGGAAAAGGGUAACAUUGAAGUGGCCAGCCGACACGCCCCCGCACCUCACAAAGGGGCAAACUUUCCUCCAUUUCAAAUUGUUUGGUAAUUUGUGUUGUUGGGGGUGGUAGCAUUGUCAUCGUUGUUAGGUGGUUCUGCAGUUUCAUAUCGCAGUCCUUCUUGGGAACAGCAAUUGUGUACAUUUACUGGCUGAUAAUUUAUGACGUAUAAUAUUUCGUAGUUACGUUCAUUUACAACGUCUGAGUCACUCUUCAGUCUUGGUGAGUUUUUGUGGCUUCAUUAUGUGAUCUGUAUGCCACUUACUCAGUAUCCAUGCCGUGUUAUUUAGUGACUACAUAACGUUGCGCAGUAGUAAUACGCGCAGUAAUACAGUACGGUCUUUCUUUUGCGCACGAUCACUGGAUUCAUUGCUAGGAGUCGCUGCGAGUCGGUAGCAAAGACAUUGUGUUAUACUCCCCUUAGAUAUUUACGUGUGAAUCAGUGUUGUGCGAGAUUUAUUUUGUGUUGGACACGGAUGUUGUUUAACUUCGGCAUCAAGUGUUCUUGUAUGAAUCUUGUGUUCAAGUCUUCUAGGAAGUGUCUGAGAAAAUUCAGAAAUAAGGUGAAGUCAUCCUGGUCCGCCCCAGGUCAUGCUAGUAGUUGGGGGGAAGGGUUACUGUUGAACCACUGAACAAACAGUAUCAUUUGAAGACUCGGAGUGCGAGGCCGUGUUGUGUAGCUCAAGCAUGUGGGGCGUGCUUGUACUAGUAAUAUUGAACACAGUUUUAAUUCCAACAAGCAAGUGUGAAGAAAUUGGGGCAGAGUACCUCAAGUCUGUUAUGAGUAAGCUACAAAGUGAACGGUUGGAGCCAUCGGCCCUGUGGAAUAACAUUGAGGAUGACACAGCAUAUAGUACUCCGGAGCGUCACGACACAGCAGGGAAAAUCAUGGGACCAACUCCUCUUCCAGUUAUAGAAACAGAGCUAGAACAGAGUCCUGCAGAACAUCCCAAAGAAAAAUUACCACCACCACAACCUCUAUCAAAAGAAGAGCUGACAGCUUUCUACCAAGCAGCAGUGAACAAGGGCGCCAUCUUAGAUUUGGCUAGCAUGACAUCUGGCUCCGUUCAAGGAAUGCAGGCGCUUGAGAAUUUGUUUGGUAGUCUGAAUGUGAACAAGGAUCAUGCACAGGAAGAUCAAGGAUAUUACUAUUAUUUCUACCCUAUCAAGAGUUUUGACACUGAAUCAACCAAGACCAAUGAGGUAAAACAAACAAAUACACCUGCUCCAUCAAGCAAACCAGCAUCCCAAAUGGCUACAAUGAUUCCUACCGCAAUGAUGAUUUUUGAUUCAGGAACAAAUAAGAGUGUAGAGCCUCUGUUCAUGGCAGUUGCUGGAUUUGUUGGAAUGGCGCUCAUGUUUGCCUUCUCCGUUUUGUUCUUCCCAAAGUUUGGAAAUCUUCGAUCCAGAGGAAUCUCGGCUCUUAAACAUGCCCCCGAUGAACUUACAACCCUCACCAAACUCAUUCUAGAUGGCAUCAAUGGUAAAGACUGUACCGAGAGAAUCGCAUGCGAAGUUGGGCGUGCCGUUCGAAAGAUGAGAUUGGACAAGAAACCAAUGAGAGUGCUCGAGAUUUUGUUACCUCCUUCCCUGAGCAAGCAACUUCAGCGUAUUCGAAAGGCAGCAGCAAAGAAAGAAAAAUGCAAUUUCAUACCAUGUAAACGGAAGGGGGCGAGAGAAUUGUAAAGGUGGCAGAAGUUGCCUUAUAUAACUACAGACAUAUUUAUUUAUUUAUUUAUUUCAAUGUUUGACUGAUGGAAAAGACAGGCUGGGAUUUAAGUUCAGGUGGAUAUAUAUUAAUACAAGAAUUCUCAUACAGUAUCUAACAGCGUCUUCUCUGGCAUUACACAAGGUUUAUAAGGUGCAUAGAUUCAAAAUAGAUUCUUUUAUUUUUAUCUAUUUUUGGUUUCAUUAAUGAUACUUACAGUUGCUUUAUACAGUGACAGACAAUAGAAUAAUUAAUGAAUUGGAAAGGAAUUGGUCACAUCACUUUCUCUUCAGAGAUUUUACUGGUGAUAUUAAGAAAAAUCACAAAAACACCCAUUCAGGAUAGUCGGUCUCUGGGCCAAGAUUUGAAUUUGGGUUCUCCUGAAUAUUCAAGUAACCACUCAACAACAAUAUUCAGUAGAACAGACUGUGGCCGUGAUCGCUGCAAUACAGUUAGUGAGAUCAGUGUUCAAUUUUCAGUAGUAUUAAUAAUAUGGGAUUUGAGACUUUCGCGGCAAGUACAAUCAAUAAAAUCUUCUCAGCUGAUUGACCGAGAAGAUUUUAUCGAGUAUUAAUAACAUUUAAAUAAACUAAAGCAGUAUACAGAAUGUAAGUAAAUACAAAGGAAUGUUCUGUACUGUAUAUUUAGCUGGUAAUGAACACUAUAUCAGGUACAGUUGGCUGCAUUUAAUGUUCCAUAAAUGUAUAUUUUAAUAUAAUGAAGUGAAUGUUACCAUAUUCCUUGCAUAAUGGGCAAGUUUUAAUGAACAAUUCUGGGUUGUCAGUGGGAAUCUAUUGCAUUUCUAAUUCAUGUAUCACUUUUCUGACAUACAUAAAUGUUACUUUUUAACAGCUGGAGAACUCUACCUAUAUGGUAUGUAUUUCAUAAUGUAUUUGUUUUUCUUUUGUUUUGAAAAGUGUUAACUUGUGGAAUAUAUUUUGGUAUACUAUUAAAUCUUAUUUAUAAACAAGAAAUUUGUAUAUGGGCAAUAUCCUUUUUCAGACCAUGGAGUUCUGGUCAUGUUAUGAUGGUAAUGGAGAAAUAAAGAUUAGAAAUAUAAUGAGU
Messenger RNA from Zootermopsis nevadensis, 4187 nucleotides. RefSeq lists its product as uncharacterized. NCBI's taxonomy places the organism in Eukaryota, Metazoa, Arthropoda, Insecta, Blattodea, Termopsidae. The record is from RefSeq and is a predicted model, not a curated record.